GCCAUUCCAGCGCGCCAUGGCAGAGAGAGAUGCUAACCUGUUGCGCCACUUCCCGCUGCUGCUUCCUCAGAACCGGGAGAAAACUGUGUAUCAGGGAUUCAUUUCGGCGCAGGGAAGUGAUUUCUUCCUCAGAAUAGUGCUGCCUAAAGAUCUGCAAAUUAAGAAGGCAAGAUUACUGUGUAGCUGGCAACUGAAAAAUAUACUUAAUGACUACCAUCAAAUAGUUCAACAGAGAAUGAAGCACUCUCCUGAUCUAGUGAGCUUUAUGAUGGAGUUGAAGAUGAUUUUGGAAGCUGCUUUAAAGCACAGACAAGAAUGGUGUGUACAACCACCUUCUCGCAGUUUCUGCACCGACCUUCUUAAUGAAAUAGGAGCUGUUGGUUGGGAUAAACUUGUGUGUGUGGAUACUUCCUUCAGUACCAUCAAGUUAAAAGCAGAGGAUGCUUCUGGUAGAAAGCAUGUGAUCACUGUCAAGUUGAAGCCGAAGUAUCCUAUAGAGCCACCAGAUUGUUUUGUGGACUUUCCUGUUCCGUUCUCUGUUUCCUGGACACCACAGAGCUCCUUGGUAGAUGUGCAUAGUCAGUUCUUGGCAGCAUUGGAGUCGCUGAAGGCAUUCUGGGAUGUCAUGGAUGAAAUUGAUGAGAAGACCUGGGUGUUGGAACCAGAAAAACCUCCCAGGAGUGCAACAGCACGCAGGAUUGCAUUAGGGAAUAAUGUUUCCAUCAACAUAGAGGUAGACCCCCGGCACCCUACCAUGCUUCCUGAGUUUUGCUUUCUUGGAGCUGACCAUGUGAUAAAACCCCUGGGAAUCAAGCUGAGUGGGAAUAUACAUUUAUGGGAUCCAGAAAAUAAUCUGUUACAAAAUUUGAAAGAUGUUUUAGAAAUUGAUUUUCCAGCUCGUACUGUUUUGGAAGAAUCUGACUUUAGCAUGGACUGUGGAAUCUGUUAUGCCCAUCACCUUAAUGGUGCCAUUCCUGAUCAAGUAUGUGAUAACCCUCAGUGUGGACAGCCUUUCCAUCAAAUAUGCUUAUAUGAGUGGCUGAGGGGGCUGAGCACCAGCAGACAGAGCUUCAAUAUCCUCUUUGGUGAAUGUCCCUAUUGCAGUAAGCCAAUCACCUUGAGAAUGUCUAUGAGAAAAUCGUGAAGAAUGAGACACACCUGUCAAGAGAAGGAAUCCUUAUAAAUUGUUAAAAAAAAAUCAACAAACUGAUUUCUUUGAUGACUUCAGAGAAAAUAUAAAGCGAGACAAACUAGUAUCAACAGGCACAAUAUAGUGAGUCCAUAGUUAUA
This is a messenger RNA of Phodopus roborovskii (desert hamster), 1290 nucleotides long. It is a transcript of the gene Fancl, whose product is annotated as FA complementation group L. Gene Ontology annotation, cellular component: nucleus; Fanconi anaemia nuclear complex. Gene Ontology annotation, molecular function: ubiquitin protein ligase activity. The coding region runs from base 17 to 1144 and encodes 375 amino acids. The transcript has 14 exons. The record is from RefSeq and is a predicted model, not a curated record. NCBI's taxonomy places the organism in Eukaryota, Metazoa, Chordata, Mammalia, Rodentia, Cricetidae. Gene Ontology annotation, biological process: interstrand cross-link repair; protein monoubiquitination.